UCACAACUACACAGCAAAGUAUACACGGAGGUGGUGAAUUACAACAUCAAGAUCAAGUUCCAAGAGUUGGUUAUCAAGAUUAAGAUCAAGUCCUAAGACUUGGUGAUCAAGAUAAACAUCAAGUCCUAAGAGUUGGUGCAAUACAAAGAAUUCCACUAUGGGGGAUGCGGAAAUGGAGUGUUUUGGCCCUGCGGCCAUCUACCUCCGCAAGCCAGAAAAAGAAAGACUGGAAGCUCAAAAUAAACCAUUUGAUGCCAAAACUGCCUAUUUUGUGACUGAGCCCAAGGAGAUGUACCUCAAAGGCGUCCUCAAGAGUCGGGAAGGUGGCAAAGCCACAGUGGAAACUCUGUGUGGCAAAACCAUCACAGUGAAGGAGGAUGACAUUUUUCCAAUGAAUCCCCCCAAGUUCGAUAAGAUAGAGGACAUGGCCAUGAUGACCCACCUCAACGAACCCACUGUGCUGUACAACCUCAAAGAGCGUUAUGCAGCAUGGAUGAUCUAUACCUAUUCCGGGUUGUUCUGUGUCACUGUGAACCCCUAUAAGUGGCUCCCAGUGUAUGAUUCUGCAGUUGUGGCAGCCUACAGGGGCAAAAAAAGAGUUGAAGCCCCACCUCACAUCUUCUCCAUCUCUGACAAUGCCUAUCAGUUCAUGCUCACUGAUCGUGAGAAUCAGUCUAUCCUGAUUACUGGAGAAUCUGGUGCAGGAAAGACUGUGAACACCAAACGUGUCAUCCAGUACUUUGCGACAAUCGCUGUAUCAUCUGGACAGAAGAAAGCAGAGCCCGUCCCUGGAAAAAUGCAGGGGUCGCUGGAAGAUCAAAUCAUUGCAGCCAACCCCUUGCUGGAAGCCUAUGGAAAUGCCAAGACUGUGAGGAAUGACAACUCCUCCCGCUUUGGUAAAUUCAUCCGAAUUCAUUUUGGCACCACUGGAAAACUGGCAUCAGCUGAUAUUGAAACUUAUCUGCUGGAAAAGUCCAGAGUAACUUUCCAGUUGUCUGCUGAGAGGAGCUACCACAUCUUCUACCAGCUUUGCACUGGCCAUAAGCCAGAACUGCUGGAGGCUCUUCUAAUCACCACUAACCCAUUCGACUAUCCCAUGAUCAGUCAGGGUGAGAUCACAGUCAAGAGUAUCAAUGAUGUGGAAGAGUUCAUUGCAACUGAUACAGCCAUUGAUAUCCUGGGCUUUACUGCUGAGGAGAAAAUGGGCAUCUACAAGCUGACAGGAGCUGUGAUGCAUCAUGGGAACAUGAAGUUCAAGCAGAAGCAGAGGGAGGAGCAGGCUGAGCCUGAUGGAACUGAGGUGGCUGAUAAAAUCGCUUACCUCAUGGGACUGAACUCUGCUGACAUGCUGAAGGCAUUGUGUUACCCCAGAGUGAAGGUCGGGAAUGAAUUUGUGACCAAAGGUCAAACUGUUCCUCAGGUGAAUAAUUCAACCAUGGCUCUGUGCAAGUCAGUUUAUGAGAAAAUGUUCUUGUGGAUGGUUGUUCGAAUCAAUGAGAUGCUGGACACCAAACAGCCAAGGCAGUUCUUCAUCGGAGUGCUUGACAUUGCUGGGUUUGAAAUCUUUGAUUUCAACAGCCUGGAGCAGCUGUGCAUUAAUUUCACAAAUGAGAAACUGCAACAGUUUUUCAACCACCACAUGUUUGUGCUGGAGCAAGAGGAAUACAAGAAAGAAGGCAUCGAGUGGGAGUUCAUUGACUUCGGUAUGGACUUGGCUGCCUGCAUUGAGCUUAUUGAAAAGCCAAUGGGUAUUUUCUCCAUCCUUGAGGAGGAGUGUAUGUUCCCUAAGGCAACAGACACAACCUUUAAGAACAAGCUGCAUGACCAACAUCUUGGUAAAAGUGCAUGCUUCCAGAAGCCCAAACCUACCAAAGGCAAGGCCGAGGCCCACUUCUCCUUGGUGCACUAUGCUGGAACUGUGGAUUACAACAUCGUAGGCUGGCUGGAUAAGAACAAGGACCCUCUGAAUGACUCAGUGGUUCAGCUGUACCAGAAGUCCUCAAUGAAAUUGCUGGCUCACCUGUAUGCUGCUCAUGCUUCUGCUGAGGCUGACACUGGUGGCAAAAAGGGUGGGAAAAAGAAGGGCGGCUCCUUCCAAACUGUGUCUGCUCUGUUCCGGGAGAACUUGGGCAAACUGAUGACCAACCUGAGAAGCACUCAUCCUCAUUUUGUCCGUUGCUUGAUUCCAAAUGAGUCAAAGACUCCAGGUCUUAUGGAGAACUUUCUGGUCAUCCAUCAGUUGCGCUGUAACGGUGUACUGGAGGGAAUCAGAAUUUGCAGAAAAGGUUUCCCAAGCAGAAUCCUCUAUGGUGACUUCAAGCAAAGAUACAAAGUAUUGAAUGCUAGUGUCAUCCCUGAGGGUCAGUUCAUUGACAAUAAGAAGGCUUCAGAGAAGCUUCUUGGCUCCAUUGAUGUGGAUCAUACCCAGUACAAGUUUGGACACACCAAGGUGUUCUUCAAAGCUGGUCUUCUGGGUCUUCUUGAGGAGAUGCGAGAUGAAAAACUUGUUAUCCUUGUGACCAUGACUCAAGCACUUUGCAGAGGCUAUGUUAUGAGGAAGGAGUUUGUCAAAAUGAUGGAGAGAAGAGAGUCCAUCUUCACCAUCCAGUACAACAUCCGCUCAUUCAUGAAUGUGAAACACUGGCCAUGGAUGAAGCUGUAUUUUAAGAUCAAGCCUCUGCUCAAGAGUGCAGAGACUGAGAAGGAAAUGGCAGCCAUGAAAGAGAAUUUUGAAAAAAUGAAGGAGGAUCUAGCAAAGGCACUUGCCAAGAAGAAGGAGCUGGAGGAGAAGAUGGUUUCCCUGCUGCAGGAGAAAAAUGACCUGCAGUUGCAAGUGGCAGCUGAAACAGAGAACCUUUCUGAUGCUGAGGAGAGAUGCGAAGGACUAAUCAAAAGCAAGAUCCAGCUGGAGGCGAAACUCAAAGAGACAAAUGAAAGAUUGGAGGAUGAGGAAGAAAUCAAUGCUGAACUGACAGCCAAAAAGAGAAAACUAGAGGAUGAGUGCUCUGAGCUGAAGAAAGACAUUGAUGAUUUAGAGCUUACCUUAGCCAAAGUGGAGAAGGAGAAACAUGCCACCGAGAACAAGGUUAAAAACCUUACUGAAGAAUUGACAUCUCAAGAUGAGGUUAUUGCUAAGCUGACUAAGGAGAAGAAAGCCCUCCAAGAGGCACAUCAGCAGACUCUUGAUGAUCUGCAGGCAGAGGAGGACAAAGUCAAUACUCUGACAAAAGCCAAAGCAAAGCUUGAGCAGCAAGUCGAUGACCUGGAAGGUUCUCUGGAGCAGGAGAAGAAACUCCGUAUGGACCUGGAGAGGGCCAAGAGAAAGCUUGAGGGUGAUCUGAAACUUGCCCAAGAAUCCAUAAUGGACCUGGAGAAUGACAAGCAACAAUCAGACGAGAAGAUAAAGAAGAAGGACUUUGAAUCAAGUCAAUUGCUGAGCAGGAUUGAAGACGAGCAGUCUCUUGGUAUUCAGCUCCAGAAGAAGAUUAAAGAGCUUCAGGCUCGUAUUGAGGAGCUGGAGGAAGAAAUUGAGGCAGAACGCGCUGCUCGUGCUAAGGUCGAGAAGCAGAGGUCUGAUCUCUCCAGGGAACUUGAGGAGAUCAGCGAGAGGCUUGAAGAAGCAGGAGGUGCCACUGCUGCACAGAUUGAGAUGAAUAAAAAACGUGAGGCUGAGUUCCAGAAACUACGCCGUGAUCUGGAGGAGUCCACCUUGCAGCACGAAGCGACGGCUGCAGCACUCCGCAAGAAGCAGGCUGACACUGUGGCAGAGCUGGGAGAACAGAUUGACAACCUCCAGCGUGUGAAACAGAAGCUGGAAAAAGAGAAGAGUGAGUUUAAAAUGGAGAUUGAUGACUUGUCAAGCAGUAUGGAGGCUGUUGCCAAAUCAAAGACAAAUCUUGAAAAGAUGUGCCGUACACUUGAAGAUCAGUUGAGUGAGUUUAAGACAAAGCAUGAUGAACAUGUACGCCACAUCAAUGAUAUAGGUGCUCAAAAGGCAAGACUUCAGACUGAAAAUGGUGAAAUGGGACGUCAACUAGAAGAAAAAGAGGCUUUAGUUUCUCAGCUGACUCGAAGCAAACAGGCUUUCACUCAGCAGAUUGAAGAGCUGAAGAGGCAAAUUGAGGAAGAAGUCAAGGCCAAAAAUGCCUUGGCUCAUGGUGUCCAGUCAGCACGACAUGACUGUGAUCUGCUCAGAGAGCAGUACGAGGAGGAACAGGAAGCCAAAUCUGAGCUCCAGCGUGGCAUGUCAAAGGCCAAUAGUGAAGUAGCUCAAUGGAGAUCCAAAUAUGAGACCGAUGCCAUUCAGCGUACUGAAGAGCUUGAGGAAGCAAAGAAAAAGCUUGCUCAGCGUUUACAGGAUGCUGAAGAGUCCAUUGAGGCUGUGAAUGCCAAAUGUGCCUCCUUGGAAAAGACCAAACAGCGACUGCAAAAUGAAGUCGAGGAUCUCAUGAUUGAUGUGGAGAGAGCAAAUGCUUUAGCUGCCAACCUUGACAAGAAACAAAGGAACUUUGAUAAGGUCUUAGCAGAAUGGAAGCAGAAGUAUGAGGAAAGCCAGGCAGAGUUGGAAGGAGCCCAGAAGGAGGCUCGUUCUCUUAGUACAGAACUUUUCAAAAUGAAAAAUUCUUAUGAGGAGGCUUUGGACCACCUGGAGACUCUGAAAAGGGAAAACAAGAACCUUCAACAGGAGAUCUCAGAUUUGACUGAGCAGCUUGGUGAAACUGGAAAGACUAUUCAUGAGCUGGAAAAAGGAAAGAAAACUGCUGAAAUGGAAAAAUCUGAAAUCCAAGCCGCACUUGAAGAAGCUGAGGCAACCCUAGAGCAUGAAGAAUCAAAGAUUCUUCGCGUUCAGCUUGAGCUGAACCAAGUGAAAGGGGAGAUUGAUCGGAAAUUGGCUGAGAAGGAUGAGGAGAUUGAACAGAUCAAGCGAAACAGCCAGAGAAUCAUUGAUUCCAUGCAGACCACCCUGGAUGCUGAAGUCAGAAGCAGAAAUGAUGCUCUGAGAAUUAAGAAGAAGAUGGAAGGAGACCUCAAUGAGAUGGAGAUUCAGUUGAGCCAUGCAAAUCGCCAGGCUGCUGAAGCUCAGAAACAGCUCAGGAACGUCCAGGGACAACUGAAGGAUGCUCAACUCCACCUUGAUGAAGCUUUAAGAGCACAAGAGGACAUGAAAGAGCAGGUUGCUAUGGUUGAACGCAGGAACAACCUGAUGCAGGCUGAGAUUGAGGAGCUGAGAUCUGCUCUGGAGCAGACAGAGAGAGCUCGCAAAGUAGCUGAGCAGGAGCUGGUGGAUGCCAGUGAGAGAGUGACUCUCCUACACUCCCAAAAUACCAGUCUUAUUAACACCAAGAAGAAAUUGGAUGCAGAUCUUGUUCAAAUUCAAGGUGAGAUGGAAGAUGUAGUCCAGGAAGCACGCAAUGCUGAAGAGAAGGCAAAGAAAGCAAUAACUGAUGCUGCCAUGAUGGCAGAAGAGCUGAAGAAAGAGCAGGAUACAAGUGCUCAUCUUGAGAGGAUGAAGAAGAACCUGGAAGUUACGGUCAAAGACCUGCAGCACCGUCUGGAUGAGGCUGAGAGUUUGGCCAUGAAGGGAGGAAAGAAGCAGCUCCAGAAACUGGAGGCUAGGGUUCGUGAGCUGGAGGGUGAAGUUGAAGCGGAGCAGAGACGCAGUGCUGAAGCGGUGAAAGGUGUCCGCAAAUAUGAAAGAAGAGUGAAGGAACUGACUUAUCAGACUGAAGAAGAUAAGAAGAAUAUUAUCAGACUGCAAGACCUAGUGGACAAACUUCAACUGAAAGUCAAGGCCUACAAGAGACAGAGUGAAGAUGCUGAGGAACAGGCCAACAGUCACCUGACCAGGUUCAGAAAGGUGCAGCAUGAGCUGGAGGAAGCUCAGGAGAGAGCGGACAUCGCUGAGUCCCAGGUCAACAAGCUGAGAGCUAAAAGCCGUGAAUUUGGGAGGGGUAAAGAGGCUGAGGAAUGAACCUUUUGAGAAAAAGAGUGGGCAGAGAAUCAGUAACUAAUUACUGUGAAAUCCUUGUCCACAAAAACCAGUAACCAAUAAUAAAAAAGCUGUUCAUCUGA
Messenger RNA from Carassius gibelio (silver crucian carp), 6072 nucleotides. Its product is annotated as myosin heavy chain, fast skeletal muscle-like. The record is from RefSeq and is a predicted model, not a curated record. Gene Ontology annotation, molecular function: ATP binding; cytoskeletal motor activity; actin filament binding. NCBI's taxonomy places the organism in Eukaryota, Metazoa, Chordata, Actinopteri, Cypriniformes, Cyprinidae. Gene Ontology annotation, cellular component: myosin complex. The coding region runs from base 158 to 5971 and encodes 1937 amino acids. The transcript is spliced from 41 exons.